Messenger RNA from Cydia fagiglandana, 3051 nucleotides. RefSeq names its product head-specific guanylate cyclase (gene Gycalpha99B). The coding region runs from base 33 to 2120 and encodes 695 amino acids. Gene Ontology annotation, molecular function: guanylate cyclase activity; heme binding. The record is from RefSeq and is a predicted model, not a curated record. The transcript has 14 exons. Gene Ontology annotation, cellular component: guanylate cyclase complex, soluble. Gene Ontology annotation, biological process: response to oxygen levels; cGMP biosynthetic process. NCBI's taxonomy places the organism in Eukaryota, Metazoa, Arthropoda, Insecta, Lepidoptera, Tortricidae.
CUACUAUGACGUGAACGCACCACAAAAACAAAAUGGCGUGCUCGUUCCGCCGAGCGUCCUCUCAGCACCAGUUCGCCAACGGCGGCUCCGGAGGCAAGAAGCCGGAGUUCAGGUCCAGGCAAUCCUCGAUACACCAUCCUGGGAAUGAUGAGGUGGAGGAGAGAAACACGCUGACGCUGAAGCAUCUCAGUGAGGCGCUGCAAUUGCUCACAGCGCCGUCGAACGAGUCCCUCCACGCAGCUGUGACGUCAUUAACGAAGAAUCAAGCGGAGCACUAUGACAGAUAUAACUGCCUAAGAAGAUUACCAGACGACGUCAGAACAUGCAGAAAUUACGCGUAUUUACAAGAAAUAUAUGAUGCGGUACGGGCGACCGAUAGUGUAAGCACGGAAGACUUCAUGGCGAAACUAGGGGAAUAUCUAAUACUAACAGCGUUUUCCCAUAACUGUCGAAUAGAGCGCGCGUAUAAAUGUCUAGGCACCAACCUCAUCGAAUUUCUGCACACGCUCGACAGUGUACACGACGUUCUGCAUGACCAGGACGACACGCAAAACGACGACUCUCAAGACUACGAGGCCGCUUUCGUCUGCACGACAUCGAAAGAAGACAAGAUCGAGUUACAUCUGACGACGGAAAGCGAGCCGGUGGCGUACCUCCUCGUGGGAAGUCUGAGAACAAUUGCCAGGAGGCUAUAUGAUACACAGACCGACAUAAGACUGACCAGUUAUACUAAUGAUCCUAGAAGAUUUAGAUAUGAAAUUAACGCGGUCCCCGUGCGCCAGAAGUCAAAAGAGGACAGCUGCGAAUCGUUGAACGAGGCUAGAGCCGUGGCUAGUUCAAGCAAAGUGACAGAUCUAAGGAUCGGCGUGGCAAGUUUCUGCAAGGCAUUUCCGUGGCAUUUCGUGACUGACAGACGCCUGGAGCUUGUGCAGCUUGGCUCAGGAUUCAUGCGUCUGUUCGGCACGGAGCUCGCGUCGCGCGGCUCCAGUCUCAACACAUACUUCAGACUGUUGCGGCCCCGUGGAGUCACUCUAGACUUCCGCGAGAUUCUGAAGCGUGUGAACACACCUUUCAUGUUCGCGAUCAACAUUCCAGGCGCGGUGACUGCUGCUGAGGGCUUGGAAAUCAAGGGUCAGAUGGUGUUCUGCCCAGAAUCAGACUCGCUUCUGUUCGUCGGCUCCCCCUUCCUAGAUGGUCUGGAAGGCCUGACUGGACGCGGUCUCUUCAUCUCUGACAUUCCACUCCAUGAUGCCACGAGAGACGUGAUCCUGGUCGGAGAACAGGCUAGAGCUCAGGAUGGUCUUCGAAGAAGAAUGGACAAGUUAAAGAACAGAAUAGAAGAAGCAAGUAAAGCUGUAGACAAGGAAAGAGAGAAGAACGUCAGUCUUCUGCAUUUGAUAUUUCCACCUCACAUCGCAAAGAGACUGUGGUUAGGUGAAAAGAUCGAAGCCAAGAGCCACGAUGACGUAACAAUGCUGUUCAGCGACAUCGUCGGCUUCACCUCAAUCUGCGCCACGGCCACGCCGAUGAUGGUCAUCGAUAUGCUGGAAGAUCUGUAUACCGUGUUUGACGUUUUCUGUGAGGAGCUGGACGUUUACAAGGUGGAGACGAUAGGCGACGCGUACUGCGUGGCAAGCGGACUGCACAAGAAGAUCGACACGCAUGCGCCGCAGAUCGCGUGGAUGGCCAUGCGCAUGGUGGAGACGUGCGCGCAGCACUUCACUCACGAAGGGCAUCCUAUUAAGAUGCGCAUAGGACUCCACACCGGGACUGUGUUAGCAGGAGUGGUGGGACGCACUAUGCUCAAAUACUGCCUCUUCGGACACAACGUCACUCUGGCCAAUAAAUUCGAGUCCGGCUCCGAACCUUUGAAGAUUAACGUCAGUCCGACCACUUACGAGUGGCUGAUAAAAUUUCCGGGUUUCGAGAUGGAGCCCCGGGACCGCUCGUGUCUCCCCAAUUCCUUCCCCAAGGACAUACCGGGAACGUGUUAUUUUCUACACAAGUAUAACCACCCUGGAACAGACCCGUCCGCGCCGCAGGUCAAACAUAUAGAAGAUGCGUUGAAAGAUUUCGGGAUUGGGCAAGUGAAGACAGAUGUCACUGAAGAGCCUACUUAGUUGAGGUAAUGUGAAACAACACAAGCAUAGGAUUUAGGUGUCAAUGUAUUUUGCUGCAGCUUCACGUUGAUUCUUAUGAAAAAACAUGUGGAUUCAGUAUAUAAUGUUAGCCGGAUAAAUUAGUAUUCAACUAUGUUAUUUAUGACUUAACGAUCUAGAUAUAUAGAGAACAUGAAGAACUAUUAAAAUCCAGCGUAUAUUUUUAAUUUAAAACAUCGCAAACAGGUAUGGAGGAAAAACAAAUCAAACACUAGGUUUUUUAUUUAGUAUAUUUGGAGUUUCGUUACCUGUAAUAAAAAUAAAAUUGUUUAAUAAAAAGGAAGAAGCGCUAAAUUGUUACUGACAUUGGCUAAAUGAUUUCAAGCUAAAUUUAUGCAAUAGGUAUCCAAAGAAUAUUUAAUUUCAGUAUUCAGGGAACCUACAUCAAAAGAAAUUUGCAUGAAAAGGCGCGUUACAUCACAGAUUAAAUAAUAUUGUAGCUCAUACGCGACGAUUAACCAGAAAGGAACCAGUUUUUUACUAGUCGAUUUCUUUAAACAAAAAUAUUUUGCAAAAAAAUAACAUUAGGAAAAUUAACCCCCCAGAGUUACAGCUACUUAAUUAUAAGCCAUGUUCUUUUUUUAUCUUAAAAGCGUAGGUAUCUUCUGCAGAAUUAUAUGAUCUGUAGUAAAGUGCCGUCUGUACUAAGUAGGCAAGAUUUCUCGAAUAUUCUCUACAGUGUAAAUAUAUACUGUAACUGUGUAAAUGUUUAAAUUUGUGGAUCAAACGUUUCAUGUUGUGAUUCCCCGAAGUUUGAUAUUACUUUCCUUUGGUCCGUUUGUUGAAAUUUCUGCUUGUUACAUUGCCAGUCGAUAUUUUUGCCCUAGCCUUGGCAAGUCUGUGUAUUAGAUAUUUUAAGAGCGUUAUAAUAUUUUAAACUUUCGCGUUUUGA